Messenger RNA from Oikopleura dioica, 1509 nucleotides. The record is from the annotation of a GenBank genome assembly. NCBI's taxonomy places the organism in Eukaryota, Metazoa, Chordata, Appendicularia, Copelata, Oikopleuridae.
AUGGAGGCUAACUCAGAUUUGGCCCCUGACUCUUCUGAGCCAGAGGAAAACGCCCAAAUGACGGAGGACAAUCAUGAAGUCGAAGUCACGCCAGAGCAGACAGAGCAAAUCGUGACGUUUUCUAUGUCGACUGGAAAUGAGGAUUUAGACGAGUGUGCUAGGGUUCUAAGGGAAAAUAACUGGGAUUUGGACAGAGCCGUUAAUUCUUCAUUAGCAGGGACAUCUAGCCCUUCUCAAACGAAUAAUCCACCUCAAAAUGUUGCUAGAACGAGCUCCAAUGAUAGCAAUAUUCUCAACCUAUCCGACGAUGAGGAGUACCCCGAAAUCAGAAGGCGGAGACCUCCGAUGGCGGUGGCUGAUGAUGACAGUAAUAUUCCACCUCCACCUCCAAUCGGUCCAGAACUUGAGCCGACCGUCACAUCGAUGAGCUCGCAAACUGUCGCAAGAAGACCCUCUGGAACUGUUGUUUCCAUGAUCUUCUCUUUUAUGAGCCUCGCAGUGAAAUCGCCUUGGACCAUCGUCAAAAAUACAUUCUCGUUAGUUACUUCUUGGUGGCGAAAUCUUGGCCCGGAGUUGACACCUGCCCAGCAAGUGGACGAUUUCGCUGUUAAAUUUAACAAGAAAUAUGAUGAAAUAACUUGGAUGAAAUGUCCAUACAACGCCGCUGUUAACGCUGUGAGAUCAAAUCUGAGACCCGUUAUCGUCUAUCUCGCCAAUGAAUUAAAAACUGAAAAGAGUGAUAAUUUCGCGCAACUUCUGGUGACGUUGAAUACCGAAUUAUCUGGUAGAAUCGACUUCUGGGGCUGCGAUAUCAUGAGUCCAGAAGCGGUCAGAACAGCUGACCAAGUUCGCGCGACAAUUUUUCCAUGCGUUCUGAUUCUCGGGCUUCACAAGGAUCAGCAGUCAAUUAUCUGGAGAACAGCUCUUGACAAUAUCGAUGUCGAGGACUUGAAACUUCAAGUUGAAAGAGCCGAAGCCGAACUGGUAACCGCCAGGCAUGAGGCUCAAGUCCGGCAAAUGGACCGUUCUCUUCGUGAACAACAAGAUGCUGAAUUUGAGAGAACGAUGGAAGCCGAUCGAAAGCGACUUGAAGAAGCGCGACUGAAAAAGGAAGCCGAAGAGCGUAAAGCUCAAGAGGCGGAAGAAAAGAAAGAACUUGCGCAACGACGAUUGACCGAAACUCGAGAUCGGAAGAUUUCUGCAAGAAACAAUCUCGCGGCAGAGCCCGAAAACGGCAUUCGUCUUCAAUUCAAACUUCCAAACGGCUCUAAAUUCAUCAGAAAGUUCGUCGAGGAUGCUCCGAUUUCGGAUAUUUUCCUUUAUGUCGAAUCGCUGGAAGAUUCGCCCGGGCAGUGCUUUAUUUCUACAGUCUUUCCAGUUCGAAAAAUAACGCCUUCAGAAACUCGCUCUCUUGCUGAACUAGGAAUUAAAAACAAUGAUCAACUCAUGAUUCAGGCAGUGGAACUGUUCUCCUCCUCCGAUGACGAUGAAUCAGACGAAAGUGACUAG